Molecule: messenger RNA, 3893 nt
Organism: Dermochelys coriacea (leatherback sea turtle)
Lineage: Eukaryota; Metazoa; Chordata; Testudines; Dermochelyidae
Gene: ABCD4
Product: ATP binding cassette subfamily D member 4
Exons: 18
Coding region: 276-2330 (684 amino acids)
Biological process (GO): peroxisome organization; long-chain fatty acid import into peroxisome; fatty acid beta-oxidation
Cellular component (GO): peroxisomal membrane
Molecular function (GO): ATP binding; ABC-type transporter activity; ATP hydrolysis activity
Source: RefSeq, a predicted model, not a curated record
GACCGCGUCCGCUCCUUCCCUUUCCCGGAACUGCUCUAUCUCAGCCGUCGAAUUCUAUGGUCCCUGCGGCGCCUGUCUGCCUCGCGCUGUAGCGUCUCCAUAGUUCCAUUGGUGGGCGGGCUGAGAAGGGGAUCUCAUGAAUAUUCAGACCGAGUGAUGGGUAUUCAUCACGUGGCGCUGGGGGCGGGGCAGGACGCUGGCGAUGUGACGGUCUCUUUCGGACUCUGGCCCGGGCGGCGGCGGCGAGGGGGCUCGGGUCGGGUGGUGCUGGGCUCAUGGCUGUCGGGAGCGCGGCGGUAGGGAGCGCCGGCAGCCGCAGGCCCCAGCCCCAGCUGGACCUACAGUUCCUGCGACGCUUCAGGAAGAUCCAGGCCAUCUUGUUUCCCAGAUGGUCCUCCCAGAAUGUGCUCAUGUUCCUGACCCUGAUGAGCAUUGCCCUAUUGGAGCAGUUGGUCAUUUACCAGGUGGGAUUGAUCCCCAGCCAAUACUACGGGGUCCUGGGGAGCAAGGACUUCUCUGGGUUCAAAACCCUGACUGUGAUUGCUGCGAUACUCAUCAUACUCAAUUCCACGCUGAAAAGCUUGGACCAGUUUAUCUGUAACCUGAUGUAUGUGAGCUGGAGGAAGACUCUCACCGAAUACCUUCAUGGCUACUAUUUCCAGGGCCAGGUGUAUUAUACCCUGAACGUGCUGCGUGAGGACAUCGAUAAUCCAGACCAGCGAAUCAGUCAGGAUGUGGAGAGAUUCUGCAGACAGCUAAGCUCCAUGGCCAGUAAACUCAUCAUCUCUCCUUUUACACUGGGCUACUACACCUAUCAGUGCUUUCAGAGCACGGGCUGGCUGGGCCCAAUAAGUAUCUUUGGGUAUUUUGUCAUUGGGACUGUUGUUAACAAGGUGCUGAUGAGUCCCAUUGUGUCAAAACUGGUGCAUCAGGAGAAGCUGGAGGGGGAUUUCAGGUUCAAGCACAUGCAGAUUCGUGUAAAUGCAGAGCCAGCUGCUUUCUACAGAGCUGGGCAGGUAGAGCACAUGAGAACUGAUCGCCGGCUGCAGAGCCUUCUGCAGACACAAAGGGAGCUGAUGGGUAAAGAGCUGUGGCUCUACAUUGGGAUCAACACCUUUGACUAUCUGGGCAGCAUUCUGAGUUACGUGGUGAUUGCCAUUCCCAUCUUUAGUGGUGUCUAUGGCGACCUGGGUCCAGCUCAGCUGAGCGCUCUGGUCAGCAAGAAUGCCUUUGUCUCCAUAUACCUUAUCAGCUGCUUCAGCCAGCUCAUCGAUCUCUCCACCACCUUGUCUGACGUGGCUGGCUACACGCACAGGAUUGGGGAGCUGCAGGAGACACUGUUGUCUCUCUCCAGGAAACACCGUGAUUGUGAAUCAGAAGCCAAAACCAACUGGGACUUUGACAAGUGUUUGGGCUCCAGUGGUUUUGGAGAGCAGACUGUGCUGGGGGAAACAGCCUUCCUCCUGGAGCGAGUCUCUCUCUCGGUUCCAUCCUCGGACAAGCUGCUCAUCAAGGACCUGGACCUACGGAUUUCCCAAGGGAACAAUCUGCUGAUCGUAGGGAACACUGGCACGGGGAAGACGUCGCUCCUGAGGGUCCUUGGUGGCCUCUGGGAGAGCACACUGGGGAACAUCCACAUGCUGACCUGCUUUGGCCCCCAUGGGGUGGUGUUCCUGCCGCAGAGACCUUUCUUCACAGAUGGAACCCUGCGAGAGCAGGUGAUUUAUCCUCUGAAGAAGAUUUAUCCAGUUUCAGGGUCUGCAGAUGAUGAGAGGAUCCUGCAUUUCCUGGAGCUGGCUGGGCUGUCUGAGUUGUUGGUGCGCACAGGGGGUCUGGACCAGGAGGUGGAUUGGAACUGGUAUGACAUCCUGUCCCCAGGGGAGAUGCAGAGACUCUCAUUUGCAAGGCUCUUCUACCUGCAACCCAGAUAUGCAGUACUGGAUGAAGCCACCAGUGCUCUGACAGAGGAGGUGGAGAAUGAGCUAUACCGUACCUGCACUCAACUGGGGAUGACACUAGUCAGUGUGGGACAUCGCACCAGCCUGGAAAAGGUGAGACAGAGAGUGGCAGACCUAUUUCCAUCAGCAGAGCGGUGUGGGGGGCUGUUAGCUCCUGGACUGCAUGUGGGACUGAACAGGGCAGGGAAGGGCAGGUGGAUGAAUGGCCUAGGCAUAUGUUGUCAGUGGGUGGAUGGCGUGGAGUUGGGCAGGGAGGGAGAGGGAUGGUGGGAUGUAUAUGGGUCAGCUCCUGGGGAGGAAGUGGCUCCCCCCUUUGAAGCCAAUGCACUCAGUUGUGUGUUGCUAAAUUGCAGUUUCACAGUUGGAUUUUGAAACUCUCCGGAAGAGGAAGAUGGGAACUAACGAGAACCGAGAGAGUGAGGCGGCUUCCAGCCAGUGAGGGGUGCUGAAAAAAGUACCGAGGCUUGAGACUGGUUAAUUACCCAGGAGCUGCAGAAACGACCUGUGCCACAGGAGAUACCUGAUUAGUAGAACUGUAGGAACUGCAGAGCCACCAGGAGCCAAUAAGUAUUCAGGGAGGAGAGUGAUGGUUUCUGGAUUUUACUGAAGGAACCAGGGCUGAGUCUUUCCUUUCUGCCUGUUGUCCAAACUGCUGCUUGUUGGGUGCUGCUGAGAGUGGAGGCUUCUGUCCCUCCCAGAGAGGGGCUUCUCCUCAAACCAUUCCCCUAGCAUCUGAUCCCUUCUUCUUGCCUGUCAUGGUAGGGGGGAGCAGAAGGAGCCCCACUUCUUUCUGCCUUUGAGAGGGGAUAACUUUGGAUGGAGUGGGGGAAUUCCUGGGUGCCAGGAGAAGGCAUCAUUUGGUGCUAUGCAAAGGCAGGGCCAGUGCUGCCUGCACUUGACUGCAGUGUGGUGCUGGCUCAGAAAGGACCAUGGUCUCCACAGGGACCAUUAUCAUUUGGGCCUGAGACUGGAAUCUGCUUGGAUGGACAGGGCCCAUGUCUCCUCAUUCUGUUCAGGGUUAUGCUCAGCACAUGGUGGAUUAGUCCAUGGAGUUUGUCGUCUUCCCCCCAGGAUGAACCUCACUAGAAGCAUUUUGCAUGAAAAUCCCAGGCCUGUUCGCAUGGGGUAUGUAUGGCAGCAUUCAUCAAGCAGCCUGAGCUGGUGCCAGACAGCAGCCACCGCCUCCUGUCAUCCUGCACUAGGGCUGGCCUCUGUGGGCAACUGCAGCAUCCAAGUGCCACAAGCUGGUGGCCCUGGGCUACCAGAGCAGGGGUGAGUGGAAGCUGGGCUGGAGCCCCUGGCCAGGGGCUGGGCAGUGCUGCCCCGAACUGCCAGCCUUUCUGGGAGGUGCAGGUCAGCAGGGCUCACCCCUGCAGAGCCAGUGGGCCAGCCCUGGGUCCCCCCCUUCCAGUGCACCUACUCUCCUCCUCCUAGGUGUGCAGGGAUGUAUGGCCAGGGGAGACCCUGGGGUCAAACUUCUCCCUGUGCAGCCUGGCAGGCACCUGAUCCCUGCACCCCAUGCUUCAGUUCUCAAACUCCAAAGAAAGGCUGACUCUGUCUGCAGUGACACCCCUCCCCCACACAGAGCUGUGGCAGUGGGUUUGGAGCAGCUGCUGGAAAAGUGUCAGCGAUUAGUGUUCUACAUGGACAUGCUGGAUCUGGGAGCCAUCCUGAAGAGACGCCUCCAAUUUGGGGUUAACCAACCUCUGCCCCCUUUCUCGUUAUCCAGAUGCUGGGAGGGGUAUGGUGGCUUCUCACUAAGGCCUUCUGCUUCUCAGGGAGGAAGCAGGGCCCCCUUCCUCACCUCCCUGCCUGCCUCACCCUCACUCUUACUGCCCCCAGACGUGGUCACUUCUCAGAGGAGUGGUCUGCUUUGGAGGUUAGUCCAAGGUCUUCAGUGCCGGUGUAAAAAAUAAAGGUCUGAUCUCAGCUGAA